AUGGAUCCCUGCGGUACGCCAGAGCUCAAAGAGACUGAAGAAGAGGACAGAUCACCAAUCAUAGAGAAAGCCCUCGCCUGGCUCAUGGUUUCAUACUGGGGGACGAGCUGGACGCUGACAUUACUGUGUGCAGUGAUGCUGGCAACAUCACAGUCUCAGGGCGGAUGGCUGCAGCACGACUUUGGUCACCUGUCCGUUUUCAAGAAGUCCAAGUGGAAUCACCUGGUGCACAAGUUUGUCAUCGGACAUUUGAAGGGAGCUUCAGCCAACUGGUGGAAUCAUCUACAUUUCAGUCACCACGCCAAACCCAACGUCCUGAGUAAAGAUCCUGAUGUCAACAUGUCGGGCAUCUUUGUUCUUGGCGCCAUUCAACCUGUGGAGUACGGCAUUAAAAAGAUCAAACAGAUGCCAUAUAACCAUCAACAUCAGUACUACUUUCUUCUGGGACCACCGCUGCUCAUUCCACUCGUCUUCAACCUUCAGAUAUUGAAUGUCAUGAUUUCUCGCCGCAACUGGGUGGAUCUGGCGUGGUAUUUGUCGUUCUACUUUCGAUUCUUCUACUGCUACACCCCGCUGUACGGCCUGCUGGGCUCAGCGGCGCUCAUCCUGUUUGUCAGGUUUUUAGAGAGCCACUGGUUUGUGUGGGUGACCCAGAUGAACCAUCUUCCAAUGAAUAUUGAAUAUGAGCGGCACCAGGACUGGCUGACCAUGCAGCUACAAGCCACGUGCAACAUUGAGCAGUCCUUCUUCAACGACUGGUUCAGCGGACACCUCAACUUUCAAAUCGAGCACCAUUUGUUCCCCAGGAUGCCGCGUCACAACUACCACCUGGUGGCUCCGCGGGUCCGCGCUCUGUGUGAGAAACACGGGAUUCCUUACCAGGUUAAAACUUUGUGGCGAGGCAUGGCGGACGUCGUCAGAUCACUAAAAACCUCGGGGGACCUCUGGCUCGAUGCAUAUCUUCACAAAUGACAAGACGGUUGCACAUUUAAGGAUCUUAUACGUACAAAAAGUAUUGUUAAAUUAUUAAAUUCUGC
Molecule: messenger RNA, 1037 nt
Organism: Nematolebias whitei (Rio pearlfish)
Lineage: Eukaryota; Metazoa; Chordata; Actinopteri; Cyprinodontiformes; Rivulidae
Product: fatty acid desaturase 2
Exons: 11
Coding region: 1-972 (323 amino acids)
Biological process (GO): lipid metabolic process
Cellular component (GO): membrane
Molecular function (GO): oxidoreductase activity, acting on paired donors, with oxidation of a pair of donors resulting in the reduction of molecular oxygen to two molecules of water
Source: RefSeq, a predicted model, not a curated record